Molecule: messenger RNA, 1449 nt
Organism: Emiliania huxleyi CCMP1516
Lineage: Eukaryota; Haptophyta; Isochrysidales; Noelaerhabdaceae
Product: putative DNA repair protein DNA polymerase, kappa
Exons: 4
Biological process (GO): error-prone translesion synthesis
Cellular component (GO): nucleus
Molecular function (GO): damaged DNA binding; DNA-directed DNA polymerase activity
Source: RefSeq, a predicted model, not a curated record
AUGGCGGCGGUAACCUCGGCGGCUGCGCCCACACAAGGGCACGGCGGCGUGACCAAUCCUCCUCUCGGCGGCGCUGUUGCCGGCUCCUCUACACAAGGGCACGGCGGCGUGACCAAUCCUCCUCUCGGCGGCGCUGUUGCCGGCUCCUCUGCCGCCGGCUCCUCCUCUGGCGGCCCCUCCUCUGGCGGCCCCUCCUUCUCGGCCCAGGCCCGCGCGCUGUACGUCUCCUCGUCGGCAAAGGCGGGGAUGGACGGUGUCGACAGCGAGAAGAUUGCAGAGAUUGUGCUUCAGACGGCCGCCAACUCGCCCUUCACCGCGCACCAGCGCAAGCUCGACAGGGCCGUGGACCGGCGUGUCGCGAAGCUGCUCGCCGCCAAGCGCAAGGUCUCGGAGCCCGAGCGCGCCGCCGCCCGCGCGACGGUGGCGGCGCGGCGCGCCGACCUCGAGGCCUCGCGCCGGCUCGAGCGCGUGUGCGUCGUGGUCGACUUUGAUCAGUUUUACGCCGCGGUGGCGAUGCGCGACCGGCCCGAGCUGGCGGAGAGGCCCCUGGCGGUGGGCGGCGCGCUGGUGCUGACGGCCAACUACGUCGCGCGCCGGUGGGGCGUGCGGAGCGGGCAGCCCGGCUUCGUCGCCAAGGAGCUGUGCCGGCAGCUGACGUUUGUGCCGGCCGAGUACGAAAAGUACGCCGAGGUUGCGGCGACGGCGAUGGAGGUGUACCGUGAGUACGACCCGGCCGUCUCGUGCGGGAUGGGGUACGACGAGUGCUCGCUCGACCUGACGCACUACCUGCGGCGGCGCGUGCGGUGGGACGCGACGGGCGGGCUGACGCUCUCGGCGCGUCGCCGCACUGCUCUCUGCUUCUCGACGUCUGAUGAGUGUCUCGUGGCUCCAUUUGAUCAGGCCGGCAUCGCGCCCAACUUUCUGCUCGCAAAGAUGGGCGCCGACGUCAACAAGCCGGACGGGCAGCACACCGUCUCGCCGACGGUAGAGGCGGUCCUCGCUUUCCUUUCGGCCACGCCGACGCGCAAGGCGCCCCCGCCCUCGGCCGCACACCACGAGGCUGCCCCGACCGCGGCAGGAGGCGCGAGCCGUGGCGCGUCCACGACACGUCCGGGACGUGUCCCGCAGGCAGACCAGCUGCUGCAGGUGGCGCUCGGCUGGUGCGAGAAAGAGCGGGGCGGCGACGCGGGCGCGAUGCAGAAGGGCAUCUCCUUCUCCGACACGUUUGGGUCGAGCGACGAGCCUGCGGCGCUGCGCCGCCAGCUGUGGACGAUGUGCGAGGGGCUCGGCGCGAGCAUGCUGGCCGCGGGGCUGGUUGGCGAGAAGCUCACGCUCCGGCUCAAGGACUCGAGCUUCGAGGUGCGGUCGCGCGCCGCGCCGCGCGGCGCCGCGAUCGGCAGCGCGGGCGAGCUGUACGCGCGCGCGCUGCCGCUGUUGGAGAGGGAGCUG